Molecule: messenger RNA, 1356 nt
Organism: Talaromyces rugulosus
Lineage: Eukaryota; Fungi; Ascomycota; Eurotiomycetes; Eurotiales; Trichocomaceae
Exons: 2
Coding region: 1-1356 (451 amino acids)
Biological process (GO): protein phosphorylation; spliceosomal complex assembly; regulation of mRNA processing
Molecular function (GO): ATP binding; protein kinase activity
Source: RefSeq, a predicted model, not a curated record
AUGGCGAAUUGUCGGGCCUGCACCACAUUUUUCCGAACCCGCAUGCUCACGCCCCUGCCACCUCGACGAUUCUCCCAGCACACACUCUCUCUCAAAAGUGCUGCCACUUGCAUGGAACCAAGCAAAGUCCGUUAUGAAUAUAUCGAUGAAGUUGAGCGCUUAGACUACUACGCAUCUGGCGGGUACCAUCCUGUGAUGCUUGGUGAUGAAUUCUGCCAAGGCCGAUAUGUUAUUGCUCACAAACUCGGCUUUGGUCGAUCGUCCACAGCUUGGUUGGCCGAAGAUAGGAAGAAUAGUGACCGACUUGUUGUUCUCAAGAUCUCUACAUCAGAAUCGGCUGAGCGUACACACGAGCUGCAAAUUCUUCCACGGUUAAAAGAGGCUGGAUCUCACCUCCCUGGAAAGGCCAUGGUGCAGACUCUUUGUGACUCUUUCACUUUCACUGGACCAAAUGGAAUCCAUCAGUGUUUGGACAUGGAUGCGGGCAGAGUCAAUAUCCAUGAAGCUAAAGAUGCCUCGUAUCAUCGACUUCUUCAUCUCCCAGUCGCUCGAGCAAUCGCCUCACAGCUUAUCUUUGCCCUUCAAUUCAUCCAUUCGCAAGGCAUUGUCCAUGGUGAUCUUCACCUGGCAAAUAUUCUUUUACGUCUGCCACGUGGUGCGAGGGACAUGACCCGCGAGCAGCUGUAUGCAAAGACUGGCCAGCCCACCAAAGAGCGUGUUGUUCGUUGUGAUGGCGCAUCUCUUGAUCACGGAGUUCCUCCAGAAGUCAUUGUUCCGAUAUGGCUUGGACUCGGAAGCGAUGAAAUUACUCUAGCAGACUCUUGUAUUUUGCUUGCAGAUUUUGGAGAAGCAUUUGAUCCCCAGACAGGAAAACGGUUUACUGCUCAUACCCCUCCCCUGCUUGCACCACCAGAGUCUUUUUUUGCUGAAUCUGGAGUAGAUGAGCCUCUUUCGUUCCCUGCAGAUAUAUGGACACUUGCAUGUGCCAUCUGGGAGCUUUUUGAAUCGAAUCCACCAUUUCAAGCUUUGCCUGCCACAGUGGAUGAAGUCACAAUUGAGCAUGUGGAGAUGCUUGGCAAACUUCCUGAUCGAUGGUGGAGCAGGUGGAAGAAUAGAAGCAACUGGUUUGACAGUGAUGGGAACAAGAAUGUUAAAGAGAAUCUUCGCCAGUGGUACUUCAACAGCAGUAGAGGUUGGGAUCAGCGCUUCUCAGAAAUACGAAGCGCGCGAGAGUGGAAGAAAUUUGACACUUUCUCGCCGGAUGAGGAAAAAGCAUUUCAGGACAUGAUCAGGUCAAUGCUUGUUCUUGAGCCAAGUAAAAGGGCCACAAUCGAAGAUUUAGUGAGGUGUGAGUAG